AAUUGAAUGGAAGGGAAUCUGGUAAUGAAAGAUUCUGUAAAUUAUGUAGGGAUGGGAUGAGGGAUCUCCACAAAAUCAUGGAGGUUUCAAUUUGUGCUCUACUGUUAGUAUAGAGUCAGACUAGUACAGCAACUACAAAAACAGUCUCUCAUUUCUGAGAUCAAGAUUCUGGCAUUCAUGGCUACCCCAGGCCGGCCCAACAAUCUACCCACAAUAUCUUUCAUCAAAGCCUAUUAUAUUCCCCUUCUACUCCUCGCCACCUCUAUUUUCUUUCAGCUCGUUGUCUUGCCCCGCAGUUUUCCUCCAUCUCACUACGAUGUUUUGGGGAUUCCCAAGUAUAGCUCCAUUGAAGAAGUCACUCGGGCCUACGAGAAGAUCACCUCUAGAUGGAACUCAAGCGUAACAGUUCCUCCAGAAGUCGAUCUUAUCAAGGUUCAAUAUGCUUAUGAGCUACUUACAAAUCAGUUGUUGAAGAGAGACUACGACAUAUUUAAUAUCGAUGAAUAUAUUGAUGUUAUUCAAAAAGUCAAGGAACAUAAUUCUGGGAAACAUAUAUCUGAAAUCGACCUUCCACUGAUAGAGGCUGCUUCCUUUGAUCCUGUCGAUCAAGAUCUGGAGGUCAUCAAUUCCGAGAACUUCUUAUCCAUAUUUGAAGAUGACAAGCCGCUCCUCCUGCAGAUAAUUUCUACUGGAAGCAAGCGCUCCCUGGAGUUUUCUGCUGCUUGGAAGCGAAUUGUUAAUUUGCUGGAUGGAGUUGCAAAUACUGGAGUGGUUGAACUUGGUGAUGUUAAGCUCGCUGCAUAUCUAGCUGACAAAAAAUCCAGUGGUCAACCUUUCUUUAGAAAUGGAUUUCCAGCAAUUUUGGGUUUUGCACCUGGGUGUAAAAGUGCCAGCUGCCUUUACAGGUAUGAGGAUGAGCUCUCUGUUGAUGCAAUAACAAAUUGGUUGGCGACAAGCAUCCUAAAUUUACCUCGAAUUCCUUAUCACUCAAAGGAGUCACUGGUGCAGAAUUUUCUGGUUAAGAGUAAACCUCAUCAGGUUAAAGUGAUUCUGAUCUCAAAAACGGGUGAGCGUGCUACUCCAUUCAUUCGUCAAGCUGCUAGAACUUACUCAUCAUAUGCCACUUUCGCCUUUGCCAUGUGGAGACCAGAGGAAUCUGCUUUCUGGUGGAAUAUGUUUGGUGUGGAGUCUGCUCCUGCAAUUGUAUUUGUGAAAGAUCCAGGAGUCGAACCUGUGGUGUAUGAAGGAUAUGUCAACAGUUCGACAUUUAUAGAUCUCAUGGAGAAGAACAAAUAUCACGUGCUUCCCCAGUUGAGAAGUGUGACCUCGAUGGAGUUGGGUUGUGACGUUAAUGGCUAUUCACGUGCCGGAAAAGAUACCAAGAUAUGGUAUUGUGCCCUUGUUGCUGGACGACCAAGUCCAGAACUCAGUAAAAUGCGCGAAACCGUGCGCAAAGUGCAAGAGAAACUUUCGGAUACGACAGACACAGUUGAUCAAGAACCCAUAUCUGCUCCAGCUGCAUCAGCAAUCAAACAAAAGCGACUAACAUUUGCCUGGCUAGACGGGGAGGCCCAGCAUAGGUAUUGUUUCUUCAAUCUCCACUCGGAAGAUAGCUUUGAGACUUGUGGGCCUAGACGGGGCAUAGUAGAUGCAGCACGUCUGUUUAUAGUGCGUUUUGAGAGGUUCCCUAGGGUUGAAAAUUUAGAUACAAAGAAACAAGAAAACAUCUUACAUUCUUGGUAUCAGACUGAAGCUGAUCCGGUGUCGACACUAGUUGCCAAGUACAAUGGCUCAAGCGAAACUUCUGAGAUCAUAAGCUGGAUUUCUCAAACAAUUAAAGAUGGCGACUCCAGAGAGAUCCCUCCUUUUAGAACAAAAGCUCCGGAGCUGGUACCCGAGGAGGCUGAUCAGAGCUGGUCACAAAACUCCAAAAGGUUCGUCCCUUCAGGAGGCAGCAUCAAACACUGGACCAGUGGCUUCAUAACCCGUUUCUCUGAUCACCUUGGUGAUCCAAGAAUCGGACCAUGUCUGCUUUUGCUAGCUUUGAUGUCGUCUGGUUUCAUUUGGCUAAAUAAAAACCGAUCAACUCAAUCCAGCAGCCAGAAUGAGUCCAAUCAAACAAAGGAUGAGGACAAACCAAGGCGAAGGAGGGUUAAAAGAGGAAGUGGAUCGAAUCAGCUUUUCCCUCCCUCCAUCACCGAUCUCGAACCCAAAAAUGCACAGCAACUGCCAUUCACUGACUCUGAUUCUGAAUAGUAGGAUCCAACAAUCACCUUCAUGCAUAUUUUACACAAGAAACGCUGUUCAAGGACACGCUAACUGGCCUCACUUUUUUUGGGUAGUUAUAUUGCAAUGUUAGAUUAGGUAUAACAUAGUAGUAUUUUAAUUCUGGAGGAGGAAUUAUUUGGAUUUUAGAAAUGAGUUUUAAUGGACUAGUAUUGAGUGAAAUUUAUCAAAAUAAUCUGAAAAUAGGUGGCCCAAACUUGGUGAUUUGAAGCUA
Messenger RNA from Salvia miltiorrhiza (redroot sage), 2500 nucleotides. RefSeq lists its product as uncharacterized. The transcript has 20 exons. The record is from RefSeq and is a predicted model, not a curated record. Lineage: Eukaryota; Viridiplantae; Streptophyta; Magnoliopsida; Lamiales; Lamiaceae. Bases 178 to 2256 code for a protein of 692 amino acids.